This is a messenger RNA of Ostrinia nubilalis (European corn borer), 3120 nucleotides long. It is a transcript of the gene Nipsnap, whose product is annotated as protein NipSnap. Bases 124 to 948 code for a protein of 274 amino acids. The record is from RefSeq and is a predicted model, not a curated record. The transcript has 6 exons. NCBI's taxonomy places the organism in Eukaryota, Metazoa, Arthropoda, Insecta, Lepidoptera, Crambidae. Gene Ontology annotation, cellular component: mitochondrion.
UCAUAAAUCUAUUUCCAAGAUAACCUUCAAGUGAUUUUGUCAAAUUGAUAACAAGUACAGAAUUCUGAAUUUAUCAGAAAAUACAUUACAAGAUCGUCAUUAUUGUUUAGUUAAACAGUGAACAUGAAUUCCGUAACUAGAGCAUUUAGUUUAAGCAGUCAUAUACCGAAGAAUGCAAGGUUGAUCAGCACAACAAGUGCCCAACUCAACGCUGAUGAUGGAUGGUUUUCAAAGCUGUUGGUGCGAAGGAUAGAGCCUACCAAGGAAUCCCACAGCCGUAUGCUUAGCGACAAGGAGAUAAUUUAUGCGCUUCAUACGCAUAACAUAAGGCCCGACUCAGUAGAUAAAUACUUGAAAAACUACAAAACCUCAGUGGAGUUUGUCCACUCACAGAAAGCUGAACUGGGGUGUGAGCUCGUGGGAUCAUGGACGGUGUCCGUUGGAGAUAUGGACCAGGCCCUGCACCUAUGGCGCUAUGUUGGAGGAUUUGAGAAGAUUGAUAAAGCAAAGAUUCUGUUCAAAGAGAGCCCUGAAUACAGAGCGUUAGAAAAGGAACGCGGCAACUUCGUGCGGUCGCGGCAUCUGCAAUACCUGCUCGCCUUCAGCUUCUGGCCCAACGGCGAGCCGCGGACGCCCAACAACAUCUACGAGAUACGAUCCUACAGUCUCAAGCCGGGCACGAUGAUCGAGUGGGGCAACAACUGGGCGCGCGGGCUGACGUACCGCCGCUCGCAGAACGAGGCCUUCGCCGGGUACUUCUCGCAGAUCGGACGCCUGUAUAACGUACAUCAUAUUUGGUGCUACAAGGACCUGCAGGCGCGCCGCGAGACGCGCGAAAGCACGUGGCGCAACCCUGGCUGGGACGAGUGCGUGGCCUACACCGUGCCGCUCAUCAGGGAAAUGCACUGCCGCAUCCUGGAGCCCACCGAAUUCUCACCCACACAGUAAACACGAACAUAAGAACAUAACUAAGGAUGCCAUAGUAGAAGGGAACAGUAAAACAUUAAUUUUCCAACUCAAUUCAAUAUUAAGCACAAAUAAAGCCUCUGAUUUCAACAUCUUGAACUCGGGACAUGUUUAAAUAAGUUUAUUAUUAUUCUAAAUGCACUUUAUGGGUCAUGCUUUGCUUAUUUUUGAUCUAGGCAGACUUGCACACUGAAGAUCUGUGACUUUGGUGAGUUGAAGUUGUGACUGAGACGUCUAUUGUAUCACUGAAUCUUCUUGGCAAGUCUUCAACGACUUUAGCUAGCUUCUAAGGCGUUUCAUUCUUUGUCUAAAAGUAGUUGACCAUAUUUUAUUAUUGUGCAGCGUAAUGUUUGGAAAUGUUAUUACAUGUUUGCACUCUUUGCUUCGCUACGUUUUAUGGUCGGCAUUAUAUCAUUACUGCAUUGUUUCAGGGUGAGUGAAUAUUUAAUUAUCAAAAAAGCCAUACUUUGCUGACCCUGAUCUGGGCAGUUUAACUCACUGGUGACUUACUGUGCCAUUUCCCAUCUUGCUUCGUAUUAUCAGACCUUUUGUGGGCGAUGGAUGGUUCUCUGGUGAGUUGUAGUGACCUUACUCCUAAAGAGUGGGCAUUAGAGCAUAAUAUUAUGAAGAUAUUAUCAGUGUGUAGCGUGUAGUGCGUGACUGUAACAACGACAGUUGACUCUUGUUCCAAUCAUGGGGCAGAUAUUCUCUCCUCGGUGAUAAAUAAGAUACAAAUAUUUGUAUUUGCAGCUGCCCGCGACUACGCGUGGACCCUGUUUUACCCCCCUAAAAUCCGUUCUUAUUGUCGGAUGUCGACACCCUACGCACACUAAUUGUUUGAGUGCUAUUCGAAAAGACGUUUUACUGUUCCAUUUUACUAUGGGGAUAUCAAAAGAUAGAUCAAAUCGAAGUGAUGAGAGAUUAAUUUAACAUUUUGGUUUUACUAUACAAUAAUGCACACCAAUAGUUUCACAUGUUAGUUUUGCACGUCAUGAUUUCCCGACAAGAAGGGCAAAUUAAUACAAACAAAGGAUAAAUAAUGACUGUCUUUGACACCAAUUUCCGAUGCUGUGUGAUGUGCAUUUAAAACCUAUUUGAAGAUCAAUGUAAUAAGUCCUACGUUUAAAUUUAAGUAAGGCUUAACUUUUUGAUUCUAGGGUUGUCUUCAAUAAAUGUCUUGCCUUUGCACAUUUAUGUCUAGCGUAAAAUAUCACAUAUGUUAUGUGUAAGUUUUCGCAUAUGAAAUCGCGUGGGUAGAUCCUCUGAAGAAAUUAAUUGAAACAUUUGUGAGAGGUAAAAAUUAAUAUGUAUUUAGAAGUCUUGAUAGAUCACAUUUGAUAAUAAAAAUCAAAGAAACUUGAAUCAAAACAUUUAAAUUUAUGCAAAAUUAUUCAUAAGGCAUGCAUAUUAAGGUCGAUGUAUUUUUUUGUAUUUUAUUGUUGACAAUGCUGUUUGAAUACAUAAUGUUAUAUUAGUAUUCAUGCUUUUUCAAGCAAAUCUAAAUAAUGUUGGAGCAAUUAUGUCGGCAUUUCUAGUCGGGGAAUUGAACAGAACUCUCGAUAUCGAUAAUACCUACGAAACGAUAAGAUCGUUGUUUAUUUGAUAAUAUGAUAGCAGCACAAUCUUGAAUGUGUUAAGGUAGCGAAUAAAUUAUGGCUACUUUCUAUGUUUACAUUAUUGAAAUUUAGCAAACUAAAGUGUAUUCUUGAUACUUUAAUAAUAGUUUCCUAUCCUCGUUGUGCGAAAUUGUAUACAGCAUCGCUAUAGGUAUAUUUGCGAUAGAUAACAUAUUGGAUGAUGCAAACUCGCCUACAGAAAAUGUUUAGAACGCGCAACUAAAAACAAAUUGUGCACAAUCUAUGACGUUUACUUUUUGUUGUCAUCAUUCUUAUCUUAUUUUUGUAUUGAAGAUGUGUGUCGUAGAAUAUCUACAUAGUCGCGACCAGUGUAUUUAACCCUAUAAUUUUUAUAGCAUUUAUAAAAGUAAUGAAAUCGUUAUUAUUCAUGUAAAAAUAUCUAUAAGAUCAACUUAUACAUUAUAAGGAUUUCUUUAUUUACACCUAAAGUUACUUUAUGAAGUUGUUUGUGCAACAUUUUUUUGUCUUAUUUUAAUUGUAAAAAAAUAGUUGAAGUAGACUUUUUUAAACAGUUGAA